GUGAGUAGACGUGUUUCGGUUUUUUAGUCAGAGUUGCGUGCUUCGAGAAUUUACUAUUAUAAAUAUAAAUUGUUUAUUAAAUAUUAAUUAAUUUAGAUGAAGAGUGGAUACAGUGAAGUUGUUUUCAGCUAGGAAAAGGAUUUUUCGACAUUUCUUUUUUUAUAAGCAAUCGUCGUUGUGUGAGCGAGAUGCCAACACAAGCUCGUUGCGACCGCGUCCCGCCAGCGGAUGGAGCGUGGGGUGCCCUUGAUUUGCGGGUCUUGCAAGAAGAUGACCUACCCCUUGAUCCGAGGGAGUGGUGUCGUGCGCAAGUCGGUGCGUGGGUGUCACGCCGUGGCGGUUUACCUGAACGGUUCCCAAUGAACGGGAAGGCCCUUUGUCUCAUGUCACGAGAUAUGUUCGCGGCGCGAGUCCCUCGGCUUGGGCAUGCCUUACACCAGGAUUUCAGACGAAGGCUAGCGAAAGCUUUAGCUCUCCAAGAACUCAUUGAAAAGUUAUCAUCGAAAUGAAUACGGAUGUCGAGUUGAAAAAAUACAGGCGGGUCUCAUUUGACUUAACAUUAUAUUACUAUACACUAGAUGAUUGAAUUGUAUUCAAUAUCUAAUAUUAAAAUGGUAAUACAUAUAUGUCAAAAUAAUGAAUACCGUUCGAGAUAAAAUGGUCUUCAUCGUUCAUAUUUCUAGGUGUUAAUAUGUUAUAUUAGAAGAGAAGCCUCAAGUGGAUUAAUUGAUUAUAAUUGUCAAAACAUUUGACAGUUUCUAUAUACUUUUUUUGUCUCACUCUGGUUAGUAACAAAGCGCGCCAAUACACUGGUGGUUCGUUGUCAAUUGACAUCCGAUUUUAAUGACCUCCCUUAAAACCUCUUUCAAACAACAGUGCUUUUAUACUAUACUAAAAUCUCUUUCUGAGGUAAAAAGUAAAUUAUUUAAUGAAUUAAUUCGAUAUUUAAUGGUAUUUAAUUUCUGUAUAAUGUUUCUGGAAAGGUAACUGUCACUGUCAAAAUCUAAUGUGACAGUCGUCGACCAAAAAAAAAAUUCUUUUUUUUUUUUUUCAUGUUCCAGUUACAUUAUCUUUUAGGUCAAAUCGAGUAAUGCCUGUAUUUUUUACAUAUAGUUCUUAGUGUGGUACAUAUCAAACUUAUAUGUUAAUUUAGUUUUCACAGCUAGAGGGCAAUUUGUUUUUUGUAAAUAUAAUUGUAUGUAUAUUUUUUUAUCUAUAUGUAAUGUUUUUACUAUUUUUUCUGUUUAAAACUGUAUUCUUUAACAUAAUAUUGUAAUCCGUUUAUAUCAUUAGUCAUUUAUUUUAAUAUUAUUAUGAUAUUAGUAUAUAUAAAGAUUAUAUUAUCAACUACACACUUUGUGAUCACACGCCUGCAAUCAUUUGAAUUUGCGUUAACGAACAAAUCACGUUAUGGAGACAAUGAUAUAUUUUUUUUUUAUGUAGCAAUUCAAAGCACUUGCAAGCAAAAAUAAAACAAAAACCAUAGACAAAAUAACAGUUUAAAAACGACCGAUGUCAUUCCGUAGUAAGUUUAUUAUCUGUGCGUUCUUUUUGUACAUACACGAACAAACAAAAACCGAUAUUUUUGUAUAAAUUAUAAUCAUUUGUGAUUGUUACUUAGUUUUUUAAAUAACGCCCUCUAGCGUCAAUUGUAAACCUCAUUUCCUAUCAUUAUUUAGUUAUUAUCCAAUAGAAAAUUCUAGACUGUUCCUAUUAAAUUAGUUUAUUUUGUAUAUAUCGAUUCACCCAGGACCUAUUAAUUAGUGUUAUGUUUUAUAAUUUCAGUAUUAUAAUAAACUAAUACUUGUUUAAUUGAUGUAAUAUUUUACUUACGUAUGUUAAUUUUAACAAUUAGUUUUAAAGUGAAAAGUUACACGGUUCGAGUCUUGGUAUGGCAUUUGAUUUUUUUAUUAUUCAAUAAAAUUGUUUAUGAAAAAACAAAAUUAAAUUAUUUUUAAAUAUAAGAUUUGAGAAUCUUAUUAUUAAUUUUCACUUUUUAUGCUGACGCUUCAUGGUUAUCAUGGCGUUAUUCGCAUUAUGUAUAAAUAUUAACAAGCUUUGUGUUUUGCAACGGCGUCAAGCAUUGUGUAGAAAUCAUUGGACUUAUUUUAACUACAUAUUAACACUUUCAGGGACAGUACACUACAGUACACUAGUACACCAGACAAUAGCUAAGUCUAUGAUGACGUCUAUAGGCGUUCUGACCAGGAAAGUGUUAAGAAAUUAACCAAAAAGCAUAUCAAGAUUCGAACCUGCAAUAUAGAACAAUAUGCACUCGUUCACUAUAUCGACACUCUGCCAUGUCUCAAAAAAAAAAAAAAAAACUAUCCUUCUAAUCGUAAAAGUUGCAACACAAAAAUAAAUAGCAUGUGAAUGUAAUUUAAAAAAGUCAUCAUUAUUGGCACGCAUUAUAUUAAGAUUUUUUUUUUAAAUUCAAUUAGCGGCAAGAGAAGCGCACUAUUGUAACAAAACAAUAUUGAUUAUUGUUCAAAGAUUAUAUUUAAGAAACGAUUCGUUUAGCUUACAAAGCGUGAUUCAGAAUUAUUGCCUAUUGUUAUUCUUACGGAUCAGAAGUAUGUAUGGGUAACGUUAAUGUAUGAAGAUGAUAACAAUAGUGUUGCAAUAGUAAAAAUUUAAAUGUCAAUUUGACAAUUCUGUAUUGGCUUUGACGUCUGAUUAAAUUAAAAACAAAGAAUCGUUUUUUGAAUAUAGUCUGUCUUUGGUAAUGUGAAAAUGUUUUUG
This is a messenger RNA of Nymphalis io (European peacock), 2742 nucleotides long. RefSeq names its product ets DNA-binding protein pokkuri (gene edl). The record is from RefSeq and is a predicted model, not a curated record. The transcript is spliced from 4 exons. Bases 189 to 509 code for a protein of 106 amino acids. Lineage: Eukaryota; Metazoa; Arthropoda; Insecta; Lepidoptera; Nymphalidae. Gene Ontology annotation, molecular function: sequence-specific DNA binding.